AUGCCCGAGAGGACACAUCGGACACUACUCCAUAGCACGCGAUACGGAGGUGUAUGGCCCCUUUACCCCUGCAUGAUGAAUCCGACACUGGGGUCUCCGUCCCACGAGAUUAAACAGCAUCCAAAGGAAGAGUCGGAUACAGAGAGCGAGGAACUUCAACCCAAAGAUAUGACGACCGACAAAGGAUACAAAAUUAAGACGAGCAGUCUACCGUUUAGUGUCGAAUCGUUGAUUUCGAAGAAAACGACCUGCCGGACUGUCUAUUCCUCGUCGGAGUCACGUCUGGUCCAACCGAAGCCCGUUGCAGCGCAGGGCGGACAGUUUUCACCCAGGACAUUUUACGCGGAGACGAAAGUUUCAGCAGAGAGCUCUCAAAACGCACCAGAGAGCCCUAGUGACGAUAGUCCCGAGUUUUGUGAGAAAGACCAGAGCACUUGGUUCCAGACAUCAUCUUUCUCAACUCCUCCUCGAAGCUCGAGCCCACCUCCAUGUACUUUAAGAAAGCAUAAAAACAACAGAAAACCUCGAACGCCCUUCACUACCUCUCAGUUGCUGGCGCUGGAGAGGAAGUUCCGACAGAAGCAAUACCUGUCCAUCGCCGAGAGAGCCGAGUUCUCCAACUCCCUCAAUCUGACAGAGACACAGGUCAAAAUCUGGUUCCAAAACAGGAGAGCCAAAGCCAAAAGACUCCAGGAGGCCGAGCUGGAGAAGUACAAACUCGCAUCGAAACCCAUCCUACCUGCUUUCGCUCUCCCAUUCCCUUUGGGCGCACACAUGGGGUCCCCAUCUCUCUACGGACCUUCCAACGGCUUUCCAAGGCCCACAUUACCGGUCCCAGGACUUUUCAGUGGACCAGUUACUUACGGAAUGUACUAUUUGUCUUAGAAUACUAAUUCUGAGAUCGUUUCUAAUGUCUUAGAUAUUAGGGUUACACUUACUUUAAAUAUGAAUAUAUUUUUAAAAUUGUAUGAAUAACCCAUUUUUGUAUCCCUUUCAAUAGAUAAUAAUUGAGAUUUUUUUAGGCCAGUACGGGCCUGCCAAGAUAAAUGUGAGCCAAUGCCAUAAUCGAUUUUUUUAAUAGACCAAAAUUAUAUUCUUUCAAUGUUGGCCACGUUUGUUUAUAUUAGUUUAUAAGAAAAUUUGAGUAAUUCGCAUACAUGAGUGUUUCAUUUUAUACAUUCUCAUCGAUUAUGCACACGCUGGCACUAUAAGCCUUAAACCACUUGCCUUAAAAAAAAAAUCUAUGUAUCAUCUUUAUAUUUGAUAACCUGUUUUAAAAAUGAUCAUAUAUCCCUUGCUAAGGUUCAGCAUCACCGUGCGUAAUUACCUUGCGUAAUGAGUGCGUAAAGCAACAAAAAAGUACUUAAAGGCCUUGCAGUUAUGAAAGUGCCUUGCAACACAAUUUUUUUGCUCACUGCUGAUGUUUAUUUGUUGACUGUGUUUUCACCGUUGCUGUUCAAUUGCAAACGACCAGUAGGCCUAUGUAGCUGAGUGUCUAUUUGCAAUUCCUACGUGUCUUUUAGGAUAUGGAAUAUAUUCCCAUAUUGUUAGGCCCUUUCAACGAUUACACUGUUGCCUUACAGACCAAUUUCAAUAAGAGAGAUGUAUGAAAUAACUUUUAACUUUCCAGAAAUGUGCUGUAUUCUUGUAAAUAAAAUGUUUAGUUUUUACUUUUCCGGCAACAUUGCCAGGAAACUAUGCAGGAUUCUCGGUAUUUAUUACAUAUCUUUGUAUCUGUACUGUGUACAUACAUGGUCCCAUUUUAAUUAUUCAGUUUAACUUGUAUAAACUGGAUUCAGUAAAUAAACUAUUUGUUUUUU
Messenger RNA from Osmerus eperlanus (European smelt), 1820 nucleotides. It is a transcript of the gene msx1b, whose product is annotated as muscle segment homeobox 1b. The record is from RefSeq and is a predicted model, not a curated record. Gene Ontology annotation, cellular component: nucleus. NCBI's taxonomy places the organism in Eukaryota, Metazoa, Chordata, Actinopteri, Osmeriformes, Osmeridae. The transcript is spliced from 3 exons. Gene Ontology annotation, molecular function: DNA-binding transcription factor activity, RNA polymerase II-specific; RNA polymerase II transcription regulatory region sequence-specific DNA binding. Bases 1 to 885 code for a protein of 294 amino acids. Gene Ontology annotation, biological process: embryonic morphogenesis; regulation of transcription by RNA polymerase II.